Molecule: messenger RNA, 12473 nt
Organism: Gorilla gorilla gorilla (western lowland gorilla)
Lineage: Eukaryota; Metazoa; Chordata; Mammalia; Primates; Hominidae
Gene: PTCHD1
Product: patched domain containing 1
Exons: 3
Coding region: 109-2775 (888 amino acids)
Biological process (GO): chemical synaptic transmission; cognition
Cellular component (GO): plasma membrane; synapse
Source: RefSeq, a predicted model, not a curated record
CCGCCGCAGCGGGCGCCACUGCCGCCGCCGCCGCCGCCGCCGCCGCCGCCGCCCGAACCCGCGCCGAGCGUGCGCCUCGCCCUCCUCCCGCGCCCGCUCUGCUCUAGGAUGCUGCGGCAGGUUCUGCACAGGGGCUUGAGGACGUGUUUCUCCCGGCUCGGCCACUUCAUUGCCAGUCACCCUGUCUUCUUCGCCUCGGCGCCGGUGCUCAUCUCCAUCCUGCUCGGCGCCAGCUUCAGCCGCUACCAGGUCGAGGAGAGCGUGGAGCACCUGCUGGCGCCCCAGCACAGCCUGGCCAAGAUCGAGCGCAACCUCGUUAACAGCCUCUUCCCGGUCAACCGCUCCAAGCACCGUCUCUACUCGGACCUGCAGACCCCCGGGCGCUACGGCCGGGUCAUCGUCACCUCCUUCCAGAAAGCCAACAUGCUGGACCAGCAUCACACCGACCUGAUCUUAAAGUUGCAUGCUGCUGUCACCAAGAUCCAGGUUCCAAGGCCUGGUUUUAAUUACACGUUUGCCCAUAUAUGUAUCCUGAAUAAUGAUAAGACUUGCAUCGUGGAUGACAUAGUGCACGUCCUGGAAGAGCUAAAGAAUGCUCGGGCCACCAAUCGGACCAAUUUUGCUAUCACAUACCCAAUCACUCACUUAAAGGACGGGAGGGCUGUGUACAAUGGGCACCAGCUUGGGGGCGUCACUGUGCACAGCAAAGACCGGGUGAAAUCUGCAGAGGCCAUCCAGCUCACCUACUACCUGCAGUCAAUCAACAGUCUCAAUGAUAUGGUGGCUGAGAGGUGGGAGUCCAGCUUCUGCGAUACUGUCAGACUGUUUCAGAAAUCCAACAGCAAAGUCAAAAUGUACCCUUACACGUCCUCCUCACUGAGGGAAGAUUUCCAGAAGACCAGCCGCGUAUCAGAACGUUACCUGGUCACCAGCCUGAUUCUGGUGGUUACCAUGGCCAUCCUGUGCUGCUCUAUGCAGGACUGCGUCCGCAGCAAACCCUGGCUAGGCCUGCUCGGAUUGGUGACCAUAAGCCUGGCCACUCUCACUGCAGCCGGGAUCAUCAAUCUUACUGGUGGGAAAUAUAAUUCCACCUUCCUGGGAGUCCCUUUCGUCAUGCUAGGUCAUGGAUUAUAUGGGACUUUUGAAAUGUUAUCCUCCUGGAGGAAAACUAGAGAAGACCAACAUGUUAAAGAGAGAACUGCAGCAGUCUAUGCAGACUCCAUGCUCUCCUUUUCUCUCACCACUGCCAUGUACCUGGUCACCUUUGGCAUAGGGGCCAGCCCUUUCACGAACAUUGAGGCAGCCAGGAUUUUCUGCUGCAAUUCCUGUAUUGCGAUCUUCUUCAACUACCUCUAUGUACUCUCGUUUUAUGGUUCCAGCCUAGUGUUCACUGGCUACAUAGAAAACAAUUACCAGCAUAGUAUCUUCUGUAGAAAAGUCCCAAAGCCUGAGGCAUUGCAGGAGAAGCCAGCAUGGUACAGGUUUCUCCUGACGGCCAGAUUCAGUGAGGACACAGCUGAAGGCGAGGAAGCGAACACUUACGAGAGUCACCUAUUGGUAUGUUUCCUCAAACGCUAUUACUGUGACUGGAUAACCAACACCUAUGUCAAGCCUUUUGUAGUUCUCUUUUACCUUAUUUAUAUUUCCUUUGCCUUAAUGGGCUAUCUGCAGGUCAGUGAAGGGUCAGACCUUAGUAACAUUGUAGCAACCGCGACACAAACCAUUGAGUACACUACUGCCCAGCAAAAGUACUUCAGCAACUACAGUCCUGUGAUUGGGUUUUACAUAUAUGAGUCUAUAGAAUACUGGAACACUAGUGUCCAAGAAGAUGUUCUAGAAUACACCAAGGGGUUUGUACGGAUAUCCUGGUUUGAGAGCUAUUUAAAUUACCUUCGGAAACUCAAUGUAUCCACUGGCUUGCCUAAGAAAAAUUUCACAGACAUGUUGAGGAAUUCCUUUCUGAAAGCCCCUCAAUUUUCACAUUUUCAAGAGGACAUCAUCUUCUCUAAAAAAUACAAUGAUGAGGUCGAUGUAGUGGCCUCCAGAAUGUUUUUGGUGGCCAAGACCAUGGAAACAAACAGAGAAGAACUCUAUGAUCUCUUGGAAACCCUGAGGAGACUUUCUGUCACCUCCAAGGUGAAGUUCAUCGUCUUCAAUCCGUCCUUUGUGUACAUGGAUCGAUAUGCCUCCUCUCUGGGAGCCCCCCUGCACAACUCCUGCAUCAGUGCUUUGUUCCUGCUCUUCUUCUCGGCAUUCCUGGUGGCAGAUUCACUGAUUAACGUCUGGAUCACUCUCACAGUUGUGUCCGUGGAGUUUGGAGUGAUAGGUUUCAUGACAUUAUGGAAAGUAGAACUGGACUGCAUUUCUGUGCUAUGCUUAAUUUAUGGAAUUAAUUACACAAUUGACAAUUGUGCUCCAAUGUUAUCCACAUUUGUUCUGGGCAAGGAUUUCACAAGAACUAAAUGGGUAAAAAAUGCCCUGGAAGUGCAUGGGGUAGCUAUUUUACAGAGUUACCUCUGCUAUAUUGUUGGUCUGAUUCCUCUUGCAGCUGUGCCUUCAAAUCUGACCUGUACACUGUUCAGGUGCUUGUUUUUAAUAGCAUUUGUCACCUUCUUUCACUGCUUUGCCAUUUUACCUGUGAUACUGACUUUCCUGCCACCCUCUAAGAAAAAAAGGAAAGAGAAGAAAAAUCCUGAGAACCGGGAGGAAAUUGAGUGUGUAGAAAUGGUAGAUAUCGAUAGUACCCGUGUGGUUGACCAAAUUACAACAGUGUGAUAAUGUCUGCUUGGCAUAUUUUCACCUUAGGUCUUAUCAAGACCAAAGAGAUUAUGUUAAUGAAACAAUUAAAUUCAAAGUUGUUCCCUUUUUUAAAGAUAGGAAACAGGCAUUGCCAAAAAAAAAAAAAAAAGGGAAGGACAGUGGGGAGAAAUGGGCAUGGCAUAUUUUCAGUCUUUAAAACAACAGAGUUGUUAUGAGAAUUCACACACACAUAGACACACACACAAACACACACACACAUACACACACACACCCUGGGAGACCUAUAGUCUCUUAAACUAAGAUCAAGUAGAAGAAAGCUUAUUAACAAGCAGGAUCCUGCCUUAUCCAAACUGCAGAUGUUGCUGGCAUUGUGACAAAACCCACUGAUUGAAAGGUCAACUGCCAAGGCAGAAACAGCUUUAAGCAUUGUUCAAACAAUAAGGCUUCCAGAACUUCUGUAGAGCAGUAGCUCCAGUCAUGGUCUGUGGUUUGAGGUGUUAGCUGUCUCACCUAGCUCCCUAACACUGAAGGAGAUACUUGUGAAAGUUCUGACCAGCAAAAGCAAGCCAGAGCCUUGGAAACUGAUAUGUGGUAGAGUGGCCAUCACUCAUGGACUAAACUUGAUUCACCGCUAAAUUCACCCAGGUGAAGCAGUUUCGUUGUCUAGAAUGAAAUUAUCAUAUUCCGCCAUUGGUAUGCUUUUAACAUUUGUAUAGUUUGGUUUGCUUAAAACACCUUAAAACCAAUGGCAGCUCCAGCACUGCAGAAUUGGUGUGAUUCUACUUUGGAAUAGCUUGUCACUUGUCACCAAAUGGGUCUGCUUUAUUAGUUACAGCUCUUGGCAGGAGGAUCCAGGGACCCAAAACCACAGGGCCAAACCCAAAUACCUGGCAUGAUGGAGCAAAAGCAGGUGUCUACUUGGACCCAGAUAUAGUGUCUCCAUUUUAACAACAACAACAAAAUAGCCAGCUGGUACAGCUGUUUGCGUUGGCCCUACAUGCAUUUUUUGCACGGAUACCCAGAAACAUCGGCCCACACAAAACUGCGGGAAAAAAAAUGAACACUGAAAUAGUUAUUUGCUGUUGCUUCCAACUUGUAGUGCCAGUCUGCCUUUGCUGUGAAACACACCUGCUCAGAGACAGAGAGGGGAAGAAGAUCUUUGGUAAGUCUGAGUCCUGACACUGAGAAGCUUUGUAAAAGUGCAGGGAGAUAAAGGGCCAAAAGGGAGAUAGAUGGAAAAGACUGGGAAAAGUAUUCACUAAUACAAAUCUAUCAAUGAUGGCAGUCCAAUUCUCUUGCUAAAGUGGCUGCACCUCACCUUGCUGGUCCCCCCCCCCCACAUCUUUUUUGAUGUCCUUCUACGUCAUCAUAGCAAGGCCCUUCUGUAAAUUAACAAGCCUAGAUAUUUAUACUCUUGACUUCCAGUAUCUACAGAAGAAUGGUUCAUAGAUCUAAACAGAAAUGGUUUAGAUCUAAAAAGGCUGUAUAUGUUUCCCAGGCCCCUGCAUUUCUUUAAAUUUAUAAAAAUGAAGCUAAAACCUGGUUACAUUUGAAGCAAAUAUCUACAGUAUUUUCCCCUUUUAGAGAUGUAGCUUCCUUAGACAUCUGUAGUGGUAAGCAUUUCCCAAAAGCAUCUUACCUUUCUGAACCUUAGCAGACAUACUGUGCAGCUUACCUAUCUUCUGCAGAGGAGGAAACUGACACCUAGGAGAAUAAAGUGACUCACUCAGGUCACACCACUAAAGGAUUUUCAUCAUUUCAGCAUACCUAAGACAGGGCAGGCCAAUUUUCAGUAUUCUCAUAAGAUGGCUAUUACUCCUCUCAAAAUGCAUUUCCAAAGUAGGAACAUAGGACUUUGUUGGCCACAGGGCAGACAUUUUUUUAGUGUCUGGAAUUAAAAUGUUUGAGGUUUAGGUUUGCCAUUGUCUUUCCAAAAGGCCAAAUAAUUCAGAUGUAACCACACCAAGCGCAAACCUGUGCUUUCUGUUUCACGUACUGUUGUCCAUACAGUUCUAAAUACAUGUGCAGGGGAUUGUAGCUAAUGCAUUACACAGUCGUUCAGUCUUCUCUGCAGACACACUAAGUGAUAAUACCAACGUGUUAUACACUCAACUAGAAGAUAAUAAGCUUUAAUCUGAGGACAAGUACAGUCCUGACAAAAGGGCAAGUUUGCAUAAUAGAUCUUCGAUCAAUUCUCUCUCCAAGGGGCCCGCAACUAGGCUAUUAUUCAUAAAACACAACUGAAGAGGGGAUUGGUUUUACUGUUAAAUCAUGUGUUGCUAAAUCGUUUUCUGAACAGUGUGUUCUAAAUCAGUCAUUGAUUUAGUGUCAGCCACGUGGAGCACCUCGGCUUAAAGCAACUCCACAAAACCUGACACAACACACACACCAAUUAAAUGGAUUUUGUUGAGAAUUUAAUCAUUCAAUUUGGUCAACCAGAAUGACUUCCUGUGGAACUUUGUUUUAUGACAGAUAAUAGUUUUCCAACUUGAUUGAGUCUCUGUAUACCCUGGGAUAUUGUAUUUUUUAAUGAAGGGCAUUUUCAAACUUGUCAACUUCUCUUUUCAGCACUUGAAAUGAAGGCUUAUGGAAUUCUGACUGUGAAAUGAAAUUUUCUAUUGGGAGAUUAUGCAUGCCAAGAUUUAUUAUUUAUUGUUAGAUAAUUAUUAUUUAUUUGUUAAUACUGAUUAUUGAUUAUUGCUCUGCUGCAUUGGUUUAGCCCCGCUAUGGAGAAGACACUUUAGAAGUAACUCAGAAUCACAUCCCCGUAAAAUCUAAGUCUUUACUUCGUCAAGUUUUACUUUUUGAAUUGCUAUAAAGAGGGAAAAAUUGAUCCCUGCAAACACUUGAAGAAGCUGUGUUUUUUUUCUUUCAAUUAAUUCCAACCAAGACAUUAACGUCCACUUUACCAAAGAAACUUACUUGGUUGGUUUUUAGUUGGUGUUUGUUGUUUGUUUACCAAAGAAAAUAUUCGAUUCAUCAAAAAUAUUGCUCCUCGUCAACUAAAAAACUGUGAUACUGGGACUUUUUUGGCCAUUCAUAAGGAAAAUUUUUAAAAGUCAGGGUAAGGGUGAUAUUCUCUCAUUUAGUGGAAGAAGAAGAUGUCAAUUCACAAGGAAUGUGGAGUUUGGAAGAAAGAAAAUGAUACUUGAAAUAGGGCAUUAUUGUUUAGCCUACAGCAACAUUUCAACAAGCAGCAUCAGGGCUCCUCAGGUUAAAAGAAGUACAGUUUGUUCCAGAGAAAAAGGAAGACAAACCCUCAUGAAAUGUUUCUCCAUUGUUCCAGCUCAUAAGUUUUACUUUGUUUUGGGUUUUGGAGUUUUUAGUUUCUUUGAUGUUUGUUUUGCUUUAAUUUGGUUUGUGGUUUGUGUUUGCUUGUGUUUGCUUCUGCCUUUCCUACCUUCUGCCUUUUACUCCCUCAGUUUUCAGUCAGAAGUGUGAUAAUCAGAUGCCAUCCUCCAUGGCCACGCUUAUGUAUGCAAUAUACCGCUCCAAAUGAGGCCCUUGGUAACCCUUAUGACCCUUUCAUUCUAACUAACCAUCACCCAAUCGUAAGUGGCAUUAUGGGACCAUGACACCACAUUUCUCCAGUGUCAAUGACAGAGCUCAGCUGUGUCCAUCACAAGAAAAGGUGGAAUGGGCAGCUGUCUUGGGGGUGUGGCAAGAGGCAGAACCUCUUGGACACAAAUGUUAUCUUCCUCAUAAUGGCUUUAUUCUUUUGGAUCCUAUUAAAGUACCCCUGUAGCUUAUAGUAGUGUUUGACCUCUGUGACUCUGUUUUCUCAUCUGUAAAAUGGGGAUAAUAUCAGUAAAUGUCUUUAAAUUCAGCAAAUACUUAUCGAGUGCCAAAUAUUGCCCAGAUACUGUUCGAGAGGCUGGGGACACAACAGUCAACAAAUCAGAUUUUUUUAAAUCUGCUCUUGUAGAGUCUACCUUUGAGUGACAUUGCAGGUAUAUUGUGGGGAUUGAAUGAGAUGAGAGAUGACAUUUGGAAAGCACUCUUGGAAAGGCCUGGCAAAGAAAAGAGACUCAAGACAUUAUUUGUAAUUCAUCAAUCUCGCACAGUGGCAUUAGGGCUCGGGAUGUAAAGCUACUGAGAAGUAGAUUUGAGCCUGAGAUUAGGGCUACAAAUACAAUGAGUUGCCACAGAAGGUAGUUAAUUACAAGUCAUUUUAGGACAUCAAAAUGAAGCUGAUCACCACAUAGUGGGGCUAUUGUAAAGGGGCUGCAAGUCCUGGAUGUUGGCGUCGUACUAUGAUCUUUGAAAAAAACGGAUACAGGCACUUGCUUUUGGGGAUGGGGAAGGGACACCACUGAUUACUGAAUAACUGUGGAUGGCUUGUCUGAGGGAAUGUAAACAUUCCCUUUAGGUAAUUUGCUUUUAAUUUUGUGUAAAAAGCACCAGGUAUUUACAGACAUAAAGUUCCUGGUUUUUAAAAGAAUAGUAAAGCUGCAAUACAAAGAAAAAUAUUAAGUUAGUGGAUUUGCUGGCAAAGAACUAAGAAUGGCUGCAGCCAACACAUUGCAGAGUUCCUCCCUGUGGUGGUUACAACUGUUAUUUCUGUUUCAUGCCAGUCCAGGAGAAAGCAAAGAGGAAAGUGGAUGAGCUACAAUCCGUUCACCUGAAUAGGCAGUGCCAGGAUGUCCCCCCCAGCUUGCCUCUCACCUGCCCCGCUGCUGCCCAGGUGAUUUGUUUGAAGUCCUCUUUGAUAUCUAUGAGAGCACCGUGGAAGGAAGAGGAAGGGAGGCGACCGGAGAGCUAUGGCCUCUGUGCAGAUUUUUGAGUUAGAUUAAAAUUAGUACCACCUGAUUAGGAGCCUACCUGGUGAGGAAAGAAGCCUUCUUUUCAAAGUACAAAAAAAGCGAUGUGUACCAAGGAGAAAACCAGCAGAGAAACCUUGGUGGAAGAAGUGAUGUUCCUGUGGAAUGUGCCAGCAGCUUCUCCUUCCAGAAUGCUGACACCAGAUGAAUCUUUGGUUAGAAUUAAGCCUACCCCUUUGUUUUUCACAUGAGAAAACUGAACCCUGGAGUAAUGAAAUUAUAUUCACAGAGCUAAUUAGAAACAGAUAGGAGACUAUAAUUGAAAUCUAGUUUUUAGCCUCAAUUCUUUCUCCAUUUUGCCACUUUACUGCCAAAUUCUAUUCAUCUAAAUUAUUGGGGUCUUAACCUGGGGGCCAAAUGAGUUCAUGGGAGGGGGCUCUGAGUUUCCUACAAUUAAGUUACAUGCAAAAAUGUGUGUAUAUGUUCAACAUGUGCAUUUUCCUAAACUGAGGGCUCAGAUUCCAAAAGAGGUCUAUGACCGAAAAAGGGUGAAGAACCACUGUCCUAGAUUAAUACAGACCUCAUUGGGAGUGUGAUCCUGGUGUCCUCAUUUUGGCUAAUGAGCAAUCAAGAACUUUUGAACUAUCUUUUCUCUAAGGAUCCAAAAAUGCUUCAAAAUAUUGGUUUCUUCAUCCCAAGCCAAGUGCCUACUUCUAUUCAUUUAUUCUUCAUUCAUUCUUUCAUUCAUUCAUUUCUUUAUUCUGCAAAUGUAUUUUCAGUGCCAAUUCAUCUUCUAGCAGCAGCUAAAUAUGCCCUCCACAGCAGGACCAGGAAAGGAGCCCUCUGUACUGUGCUCUUGUUGGCAAGAGGAACACCAGGUUGCUACCACAUUCUCACUGUUGCAACAAAUUAUAUAUAGCCUCAAAUUUUCAGUAACCAUCCCACACACACAUACACACAUAAAGGCAGCAGCCAACAAAGCCAACAUAUAGAAGUGUGCCCUGUCAAAGAACCAGGGAAGAGCAGCCUAUUUCCAGGUUAUAUAUAGUGAUAUGCUGUUUGCAACUGCAUACCACAUCCUUAGAAGGCCUGCUCCCAAAUGAGCCCUACUCUGAGAUGUCUACACCAGGCAUGCUUUCACACACGUGCAGUACCCUACUCUCAAACUGGAGAGAAUAAGUCUCAUUCAUCUAGUUAAUAUUUUUAGUGGGCAAAGAAGCAACCGUGGCCAUGGACAGAUGGGUGCAUUUAAGGACAGGUGUGGCCGGGCACAGUGGCUCAAGCCUGUAAUCCCAGCACUUUGGGAGGCGGAGGCGGGCAGAUCACAAGGUUAAGAGAUUGAGACCAUCCUGGCCAGCAUGGUGAAACCCCACCUCUACUAAAAAAUACAAAAAAAUUAGCUGGGCAUGGUGGCACGUGCCUGUAGCCCCAGCUACUCAGGAGGCAGGAGAAUCCCUUGAACCCGGGAGGUAGAAGUUGCAGUGAGCCGAGAUUUCACCACUGCCCUCCAGCCUGGCAACAGAGUGAGACUUCGUCUCAAAAAAAAAAAAAAAGGACAAGUGUGUUUUAUACACAAAUAUGCAGAAGCCCAGUUCUCUUGACUCCAAGUCAGAAGCUAGAUAAAAUAGAGGUGGCUGGAGGAAGUUGGAAAAUAAAUGACUAUACUGUACUUGUUGGCUCUGCUGCUGCUGAUAUAACUUCAGUCACAACGGAAGCCACCUGGGUUGGCCUAUGGGAAGGGCUGGGUGAAUCACUGCUUGGCCUUGCAUGAAGCACAAAGGACACACCAAUGGCUGAUCAGUGGCCCCUCCAUCAUCUUCUGCCCAGCCAUGAUAAGGAAAGCUUUCUGUGGAGAUGGAGGAAUAUUAGCUUAACUUUGUAGCAUCUGAUGUAAAGUUUGAGGGUUUUUUGUUGUUGUUGUCGUUUUUUUUUUGAGAUGGAGUCUCACUCUGUCACCCAGGCUGGAGUGCAGUGGCGCCAUCUCAGCUCACUGCAAGCUCCACUUCCCAGGUUCACGCCAUUUUCCUGCCUCAGCCUCCUGAGUAGCUGGGACUAUAGGUGCCCACCACCGCGCCCGGCUAAUUUGUGUGUGUGUGUGUGUGUGUGUUUUUAGUAGAGACGGGGUUUCACCGUGUUACCCAUGGUAGUCUCGAUCUCCUGGCCUCGUGAUCCGCCCUCCUCAGCCUCCCAAAGUGCUGGGAUUACAGGCGUGAGCCACCGCGCCCGGCAAGGACUUUGUUCAUCAGGAUCAACAAAGUGCUUUGUCUAAUUCCUGCAAAAUGGCACAGACCCAGCCCAUUUCCAUGACUCAUUCCAGGCCCAUGCUCAGGAAAACUGAUAACGUUCUCUUUGACAAAACAAUUUCCUUAAUUUUCUAGGAUGAAUCUUGAACGUGUUUAGCUCAGCCUUUCAGAUAUUUAUUCUUUAAAUUACCAUCCUGUCAAAAUUGCCUUUACCCACUGAUCCAGAAUCACCAAGGCAGUUGCCAUGAUGCCUCCCAGGACUGUGGGUGACUGGGCAAACUGGUAAUGACCCGUUGGCUCUGCUUCACACACACACAUACACAUUGACACACAUAAAUGUACACAUGCAUAUAUGUGUGUACAACACAACUAUAAAACAUAGAAACAUAUACCUGUACAUAUGCACAUGCUUACAUACACACAUAUUACAGAUAUGCAUGCACACAUACACAUGCACACCACCUUUUACAAUAUGCCUGACACAUUUGAGGCACAUUAAAAUGCCUUGGCAGGCCCAGCCCUAUAGUUCUGUAAGGUUUGGCAGGCCAAAGGCUUCGGAUGUCUGCAGGAUACCACUGAAAAAAUGUUAUCUUCCCCUUUUAUAUGUUUCUUAUGCACGAGCACAGCUAAGAGCAGCCAAAUAGUACGCUUUAAAGAAAAGAAACCUGGAAAAGUGAAUGUGCCUUGCAAUUUAAAAAUUGCUAACAGUUUCACAGUGGGAAAAUUGCAUUUGUUGGAAUUUUCCAAGUCAUAAGCAAGAAGAAUAGCAUAGACACAAAACCACAGAGAUCUCUUCCAAGGUAUGGAAUUGUGGAAAUUUAUUUAGAAUAUUUGCUUGGUGAUCCAGAGAAGGGGGAAAGAAGUGGUGAGGAAGAAUAUAUGGGCUGAUCCCUCCAAAUUGCCAACUCCUCGUCUUAGGAAGAAGUGGGCAGUUUCCAUUGAUCCCUAGCAUCAGUUUGAUGGGAAAACCGGUGCAUUUCAUCAACCUCAAGGAAAGGAAGUGCCGUGCAUGGAGGCCUGGUGAUAGGCAACAUCCAUUUAGAAGAACAGUCACACAAGCAACAGAAGAACUAUCCAAGACUAGAAGCUUAGAAGCUUAUACCAAACUCUCUGUCUCUCUCUCUCUCACACACAAACACACACACAGUAGUUGGGAGUGGACGUUAAGAGGAACCCUAGUGCAGUUCCCCCAAAAAACCUUGGCAUAGAGUAUAACAGGGAAAAAGUAAUUACUGGGAAGCUGAAAACAAUCAAAUAUGUGAGGAAUGACGGAAUAUGAGCUGAGGAUAAUGUAAAUUGUUCUGGAUUGUCUAUAAGAUAAAGAUACAGAGCCUGAAUCUAUGUUUUUCGGAAUAAAGGGACCCCAUAUUUUCUUUUGAAUUAUUGACCUGUAAUUCCUCUUCAGCAGCUUUAAAUACACUCAAGUUCUCUUCCUAUUGUUUAUAAUCCCAUAAUACAACCACCCCACUAUUUGUUGUGGUUUACAAUCCAGCUUAGAACCCUUGAGCAAAAUUAUUGAAUUAUUGAAUGCUAGGCCCAAACAAAAGAAAUUUCAGCUUGGUUUUAGUAAUUUCUUGAUCAAACUUCUCUCAUUCCUCUAAAUGUGCAAAGGUUUCAAAGUUGUAAAAAGUAUGUCUACAUAGCCAAUGCUCUUAGUAUUUCUGACAACAAAGAUAACCUCUGCCAAUAAUUAUUAAUGACAAAAUAGUGAUAACUGUUCAAUGUUCCUUUAACAGUCCAAUUGUAGUAGGUGAGAAAACAAAAAAGAAGAGAAGCUAUGUUGAAUAUUUAGUAAUGUUGGAAAAGAUCCUCACCCUAGACAUAAAAUAGUUUAAACAUUUAAACAUGGCCCCUCUCUUAUUGUCAUUGCUAGUGAAAGAAGUUCCUGAAAUUGCAUAUUACAUUGUAAAGUUUUGGGCUAAAUCACAAUACAUUUUUAAGUUGCUUCCAUGGCAAUAGAUCAUAAGACCACAGCUUGUCAAUCAAAAUAACCACUAAUUCAGUAUUCAGAAACCUUAUCAUCUGUUCCUCCAAAAAGACCCCAUAGUUAUGUUGUGUUUCCCAGUAUUUUAGUUGGGUUUCUUCACACUUAGGCAAGUGGGUGAUUCUGGUCAUAAUAAACUAUUUUCAAACUAGGAAAAAGUAUCCAAAUGCUAGAGCACAUAAAAGAGUUCAGCUUGGUCAGUUUUGAGACAGAUAAGCAUAAAACCCUACUAGAAAAAAAUAAUAGUCAAACCUAAAGCUUUACGAAGUGUGAGUCACAUCACUUUUCUCCAGGAAAGGCAGAAAGUGCUCAGGGUGAAAUUUAAUCAAAAAUGUACCCAGAACAAUUUCCCACAAAGAGCUGUAAUACUUUGCAGCAAGGGGCAUUAAUAAACUCUUAAUUUUUACCUAAAGUCAAGAGACACACAGAUCUUUUUUGGUACCCUCUACAUCAUCAUAGCAAGGCCCUUCUGAACAUUAACAAGCCUAGAUGUUUCUACUGCUUAUUUGCAGUAUCUACAGGGGAAUGGUUCGUGGAUAUAAACAGAAAUGUUUUAUCUGAAGAGGCUGUGUAUGCCACCCCAGACCCCUGCAUUUCUUAAUAUCUAUAAAAAUAUGACUAAACUUGUUACAUUUGAGGCAAAUGUGUACAGUAUUUUUCCCUUUUAAAGAUAGUUUAAAAAAUCAAGGUAAUAAAAAACGGCCAACUCUUUCAGGAAAAAAAAAA